AUGAUGCCUUCUUAUGGAAGCUACGGUGGUUAUGGAAACUAUGGCGGUAAUUAUGGUGGAUAUGGUCCUCAAAUGUAUUCAGGAUAUGGGGGAUAUGGUGGCGGUUAUGGAGGUUACGGAAAAUAA
Molecule: messenger RNA, 126 nt
Organism: Meloidogyne enterolobii
Lineage: Eukaryota; Metazoa; Nematoda; Chromadorea; Rhabditida; Meloidogynidae
Source: the annotation of a GenBank genome assembly